Exaiptasia diaphana is the source of this 630-nucleotide messenger RNA. RefSeq lists its product as uncharacterized. Lineage: Eukaryota; Metazoa; Cnidaria; Anthozoa; Actiniaria; Aiptasiidae. Bases 1 to 630 code for a protein of 209 amino acids. Gene Ontology annotation, molecular function: oligosaccharide binding. The record is from RefSeq and is a predicted model, not a curated record. The transcript has 5 exons.
AUGUUAACGCCAAAAGCUCAGGUUUUAGAGGCUUUACCUGCCUGUUCGUCGUCUCCUUGUCGAAAUGGUGGAACAUGUAGACUUGCUGGGUGUAACGAUGAUUACACAUGUGACUGUGCAGAGGAUUAUCAUGGCGAAUACUGUGAAAAGUGCAUUGGUUUAGAUGGUUCAACCAGCGCACGACCUGGACAUUCAUGCAAGUACAUCAAUAAGUAUGGAAAAGCCAAAGGGGAUGGAGACUACUGGAUUGACCCGACACGAUCUGGAAAACCAUUCCUGGUAUCKUGUGAUAUGACAACAGAUGGAGGAGGAUGGACUGUCGUGCAUCGAUGUGAGCUAAAGUCGUCCAGUCCAACAGGUGCUAUAGAUAUGCCAGAUUAUAGAUCCAUGAAAGAGCUAAACUGGAAAAAAAGAAUUAAUACUGAUAUCUUAUUGAGCCUCCGAAACGACAUGGGAUUCAAUCAGAUGCGAUUCUAUUGCCAUAAGAAAGCCGUUAAAAGGACAGUCCACGUGAUGACAAAGAGGACUGAUCGUGUUUGUCACAAGCUGGAUCAAGCAAGAUACAAUGGUUGUAUGUAUUCAAAUACCGAGGCUUGUGCAUUCCGGCAAACACCUUACGAUUUGGCCUAA